Molecule: messenger RNA, 9105 nt
Organism: Bicyclus anynana (squinting bush brown)
Lineage: Eukaryota; Metazoa; Arthropoda; Insecta; Lepidoptera; Nymphalidae
Product: zinc finger protein Xfin-like
Exons: 4
Coding region: 386-6193 (1935 amino acids)
Biological process (GO): regulation of transcription by RNA polymerase II
Cellular component (GO): nucleus
Molecular function (GO): RNA polymerase II transcription regulatory region sequence-specific DNA binding; DNA-binding transcription factor activity, RNA polymerase II-specific
Source: RefSeq, a predicted model, not a curated record
UUAAAAAAAAUGUUUUUGCUGCAGAAGCCAAAGCGAGCUAUGGAUAUUAAAUUAUUCGUUUUUAUUUAAUUUAUAAUCGAAAACCGCUUAAUUUAUAGGUAACACGAAACACUUAGACACACUGCCACAAAUACUUUGUUAAAGUGCACCUUAUCGACGAGUUCCUGGUAAUUUAAGACCUUAGAAUCGGUUCAACAGUGAUUAUUAACGCAUUUAUUGAAUACGUAACAAUUGGAUAUAAACGAAAAGUAUGUGAACCAAAUACACGAAUAUUUUAAAUGAUAUUGCAUUUUGAAGAACACAAGGGGUUUUGACCUGUUUGCUAAACAUUUUAAAUACAUGGCAGUUUACUUGUGAAAUACAAAACACAGCUUUACCAUAAACAAUGGAGGACGACAUAGACAUAGAAGAGCACAAUGUCCUGGACAACCCACUCAUCAAGAACAUGAUCCUGGACAUCUCCAAUAUCAAGACUGAAAUAGAGGACUAUGACGAACAAGGUAUGUCAAUGGACAUUGAAGAAAAUUAUCACAAUAUAGUGUUUGAAGAGAACAAUCAAUUCAAAACUCUCAGCAAUAAAAUCAUUGUUGGCUCCAAACCUAGUACUUCAACACUAAUACAAGAAUCAGAAUCAGAAACAACAGUAUUUGAAGAAGACAAUCCUGAUGCAUCUCUGGAUGUAACUGCGGAACCAGAGGUGAGUGACCAAGACGUUUAUCCAGAGACAAUAGAUGUAACUGUUCCAGCAGUGAUUGACCAAGAUGUGUAUCCAGAGACAAUGGAUGUAACUCUUCCAAUUGUGAGUGACCAAAAUGUCUAUCCAGAGACAAGUAUACUGCAGGGAUUGUUGGAAGAGCAACGUUUUCCUAACAAAAUUAUACUCGGCACCAAAACACCAGACAGUUUGGACGAUUCUGACUAUACUGACAAUGAAUCUGUGCAUGAUCUUCCAGAAGUUUCAGUAGUUUUACAGGACUGUAAGAACUUUCUAGAAAACAACCCAUGUUUUUGUAAAGAUUGUGAGAUACUCUUCGCCACCGAUAAUGAUUUGCACGCUCACCGAAUGACAGUGCACUCCUUUUUGGUAGCUGUCAAAGAAGAAAGAAUCGAUCAUGUCAUUCCAAAGAAUAUAGCUGUCAAAAGUACAAGCAAAUAUGCUUACAACGAACACCAUAACAAAUUGUUAUGCAAUCACUGUAAUGUAAUAUUCCCUAGUGAUAUAGAUUUGCUAAAACACACAUAUGAAUUAUUACCGAACAAAUCCUUUCGUAAAGUUUCAGGUAGUGAUGCAAACAAAAUGGCACACUACGAUAGUUCAAAUUUGAAAACCACUACAAAUCUUCCGGGUAUGUUCUUCGUAUGUAGAAUAUGCACUUGUCAUUUCAAAGUGAAGAUCAAGUUACAGACACAUUUGGUUCUCUUUCACUGCAUAAAGGAUAUGGGUGAAGUGAAACCUGAAUUGACUGACUUUCGCUGCCGGAUAUGUGACUUCAAAGUCAAAAACGGCAAGUUGUACAAUUUACACGUGCAACUACGUCAUACAGAUGUGUAUCGCAAAAUUUGUGCCGAGGAACCUUCCCAAUUCAAAUGUCAUCUGUGCAGCGCUAGUUUCUCGUCGGACUAUUCACUGCGCAUACAUUUAGCUGCUAAACAUAGCGUAGUUAAGAAGUUGGAAAUCGAAGAAGCCCCAGCGAGCUCUAAAAAUAUAACUAAAACUGUUUCCAAAGGUUACAACGCUCCGGUGCCCAAAUCAACAAUAUUCAAAUGCAAUAAAUGUCACGUACAUUUUGUCUCGUGUACUACUGCUGUCACACAUUUGAGAUCGUGCUCGUUGCGAGGUGACUUUCGAUGCGGUCGAUGCAGACGUCAUUUCAACAUAAUCGAAAAGUUUGACCACCUACACCAACAUAAUUUGACAGACAGAUUCAGAGUCAUAGACAUUAGUAAGAAUAUAUUAAACAAAAUAUUGUGUAAAUGCAAUAAGUGUAAUACAUGCUUUGAUGAGGUGUCUCUAAAGAGUCACACUGCAGCCGUUUGCUCGGCAGAAACACCUGCGAUAUACUGCCCGGCGUGCAAUCACUGGAUCAACGCUACAGCUAUGCCUCAACAUAAAAAUAUACACGCUAGCGGCGUAACUGCCAGUGAUUUUAUAUUAACUGUAUAUGUACAUUGCAAUGCAAUGGCAUCUAGUGAUUUGAAUGAAGACUUAGAUGUGAAUAUUGAUGAAUUAGAUAAAGUAAAAGUAAAACAAGAGUUUAAAGAAACCAAAGCUCCAGGUAAAGCACCCACUAAAAUUGUCAAACUUAAAGGUUCAGUAAGAAAAGGUUCGGAAAAAAGAUUUAGAAGAAGCGACGACAUGGCGUAUUUGUUUUGUCCAACGUGCAAAUGUUAUAUGAAAGCGAACAGAAUUACUGACAAACAUUGUAUCGGGCAAUGCAGCACAAAACACCCGUUUGUUACUUGUAAAUGUUGCGGUUUGAAGUUCACCCAAAAAGGUUAUCAAAGUCAUUGUAAGAUACAUAAGAAAUAUCCAAAACUUAAACUCAAAGACAUGAAUUUCACAAAUCUGCAAACCUACAACCGCAUGAAUCCACCGUUUCCGAAGUUCGAGCAAUGUAAAGUGUGCAAAGUGAGCUUUUUCAGUGUAAUCGCUUUGAAAAGUCACGUCUGCAAUGCUGAGAAACCGAAACUUUGCUCACACUGUGACCGAAAGUUUAGCGAUCUGGCAUACAAUUUGCAUGUACAGUUUUACGAGUAUCCGCACAGAUACAAAACAAAUGCAAACGUUAAGCCAACAAAUAACAAAAUCUCUAAAGUGAAUGAAAAUAUACCUGAGUUAAUGAAAAAAUAUAAAUCACUCAAACAAAUUUGGAAUAUAUUGUUCUUGUGUCAGACGUGUGAUAUAAUUAUUGACUCUUACGAUCGCGUCGUCGAACAUUGUCAAGACCAUUUUUGUAACAUGGAGAGUUACAAUGUAACCAUACAGCGUUGUGAUAUAUGCAAUCUUAAUUUUGUAGAUGAAAGUUUCAAAAAACACAAAGAAUUACAUUCGAGUGAUGAUUUUAACAAAGACUCUUUCAAAAUCAUUGAGUAUUCAUAUGAUAAUUUGCUGACGAAUAACUGGUUGCAAAUAUUCGAGUCUUUGACUCAAGAACAAAUAAAUUUAAUACUAUCUAAGAGUAUGUACAAAUAUAGUAGAUGUGUGAGAAUGAAGCUGAUCAGGAAUGGGCCUGCUGCCAUGGUAUUGUACCAGUGUGGACAGUGCAAACUCAUAGUAGUACCGAAUAAAAUAACAGAACAUUCGCAAAACAUCAACGGCCAAUGUCAAACCCGUCGCAGAUUCAACUGUUCAAUAUGCUCAUUAAAAUUUUCAUAUAAAUCGCAUAAAAUUGUCCAUGAAAAGCUGCACGAAAUUCGGAAAGUUACCGCUACAUCGUUUAAAAUUGUAGAAUUUCAAGCCGAAAAGCAAUUCACUGCUACAGAAGAGAAACACAAAGAGGACGUUGACUUGAACAAUGUACAAGAUGAGCAGAAGGAUCCUGAUGGACUGAAGUUUAUUAGAUGCCAGUAUUGCGGGAAAUUAAUAAACAAACACAAAUACAAAAAACAUUGUGUCUACCAUUACUAUUACACUAGAGCUAAAGACAUAAAAGAUGGAAAUACAGCUAAAGGCAUUGCGAAGCAUUUGUUUAACUUAGGUAAACAAGAACCUACGUUUUACAAAUGCAAACGCUGUGAGGUUUGUGUUUCAAAAGGUAAUACAAAAUUUCACAAGUGUAAAAACGUGAACCUUAAUACAAAAUGCUCUAAAUGCUCCCUAUUUUUUAGGAGCAAAACCAUAGCAUCCCAUUACAGACUGCAUGAAAUCUAUAAAUUCAACAAGAGCAACGUAAACGUUAUAUAUUUCAAUAAAAACUCAAUUCAAAGUGUUUUCGUUGAUAAACUAAAGUACGGUAGUAAGGAAUUAGUUUUGUACCAAUGUACAGAAUGCGAUAUUUGCUUGUGGAAUAAAGUGAGCGUACGAAGACAUUCCUGCUCAGCAAGCGACAAAAAAGGAGUGUGUGAAUUAUGUGGUGUUGCUUACAUACUUUCGCGGAGAGAAGCCCACAUGUCGAUGCAUCGAGCUAGGAAUUUUAACAGCAGCAAUGUCAAACUGAUCAAAUUUAGAAACGGUGUAAUUCUAAACUCUGCGGCGCGGAAACGCAAACCUGAAGAUGCUUGCCAAGAAACUGUGGCUAAAAAGUCUAGAAUUGAACCUUCAAAUGAAAAUGAUGAGGAUUCGCAUGAAGAUGACAAAAAUAUGAAAAUUAGCAAUAACAAAGUAGCAACAAGUUUGGAAGUAUCGAUGAGAGAAUGUCGAUGCCCAAUAUAUGAAAGAUUUUUCAAAUGUAAAACUUGUAAGUUAUUGUUUGUAAGUAUUGUUGUCUUGAUUGAUCACGAAUAUAAAUGUGAUGGUAUUAAACACGCUACGAAAUGUACGGAUUGUGGUUUAGUAUUCCACGCAUCAGAGAUAGAUUCACACACGAAUUUACAAAAAUGUCAUCUUACAGUAGCACAAAGACACUUGUUUAUAUACACGAUACAGCAGCUAGGGAAAUCGUACAAUUUAGCAAGCAACUGGAUAGUUUUGUGCGCGCAAUGCCAAAUAUAUAAUAUAUCAAUCGCAGGAAUGUAUCAUCAUUUGAAGCUUAAUCACGCAAUCACAUUUCCAGUUAAAAAUUGUUCACAAUGUAACAUAACAUUUACUUCUACCAGUUACAUCAAACAUCGAAAAAUCCACCAUCUAAGAGUUUCAACUACGAUUUCCGACAUGAGCAUAGUUGUAGUAGAAACUGUUACAUUGAAAAAUAUACUUAAAGAUCAAGAUAACAAUGAAGAAUUGACUGAUGAAUGUAAAGCACCAGAUACUGAAACAGAGCAGAAAGCAAUAAAUACGAAAACAAAAUCAAAUGAAAUUAAAUCACAGGUUCAUUUAGAUAGAACUAGUAAGUCCAACGAAUCUGGUAUUUACCGUUGCGACAUAUGCGAUCUUAACUUUAUACACCCGGAGAGUCUGAAAAUGCACCAAUCUCAGGAUAAACACAAUCAAGUAAAGUAUAAAUGUCCUAAAUGCGAACUUAAUUUUACGAAAAUUUCACUAAAGAAACACUUGAAAAUUCACCACAGAGAAAGGAAACAGAAAAAUAGAAACAUUAAUACAGACGUAAAUGAUAGCAUAGUUGAAAGCGUUCCCAAAAUGUUUGACGACAACUCUUCAAUUGACAGCAAAUCUGAUGUAAUCGAUAAUGAUUUAGCUAGAACUAGGAAUUUCAACGAAUCUGGCAUUUACCAUUGCGACAUAUGCGACCUUAACUUUAUACAUCCGGAGAGUCUGAAAAUACACCAAGCUCAGGGUAAACACAAUCAAGUAAAGUAUAAAUGUCCUAAAUGCGAACUUAACUUUACGAAUAUUUCUCUAAAGAAACACUUGCACAUUCACCACAGAGAAAGGAAACAGAAAAAUAGAAACAUUAAUACAGACGUAAAUGAUAGCGUAGUUGAAAGUGUUCCCAAAAUGUUUGACGACAACUCUUCAAUUGACAGCAAAUCUGAUGUAAUCGAUAGUGAAAGUAUUAGUGAAACGUCUAACGGCACACUAGAAACAAACGAUCGACCAAAUACGUCUCAAAAUGAUAUAACAUCGAAUAAAAUGGAAACAAAUAGAAAAGAACUACCAAUCGAUAAUAAAAAUGAAACAAGAAACAUCAGUGUCACACAUAAAAAUGAUACAACUGUGUCAAAUGACAUUGAUGAAUUGGGCGUCAAAAAUAAACCAAAUUCAAACACAGCUGCUAAAAAUAAGAUAUUCAAAUGCAGCGUCUGCGACGUUUAUUAUUUAACCGCAGACGAUUGCUAUGAGCAUACUGUUUCGCACACAGAAUUAGACGCCACAGAAUUUAUUGCUUGCAAAGUCUGUGAUUUGCAAUUCUGUUGCGAAUUCCUCGGUAGACAUAUGAAAACUCAUCGAGAGAAAACUUUUUGUACGGAUGAUCUGACAGUCGUAGAGUAUCGCCCGAGCAGCAGUGGCUUGACCAUAGACACGUAUUUAGCUGCAGAUAGAUUGAAAACCAAAGUGUCUACAACUACUCAUUUUGAUACUGACGACGAUAAGAGUGUGUGUGUAGAUUCUACUACUAGUGAAAGUGUCACAUGACCUAAUGCUUCGGAUUGCCACGAAGCGGACAGUAGCGAAGCUUCAUGUAUAUAGACGAUGUAUACAACUUUGUCAAAUGUCUUGAAAAAUUUACUUUGCAAAUUUGUAAAUUAUUUUUGCACGAUUACUUUGUAAGUCACUCUGUAUAUUGUUUUUGAAUUUUAAAUUUUGUGAACUGUGUUACUUUGCCACUUAGUAAAUUGUCAUUGCACAAUUAGUUUGCGACUUUGUAAAUUGCUUUUGAAUUUACUUAUAAAUUGUUUGCAACUUUGUAAAUUGCCUUCACAAAAUUCAAUAUGCAAUUUACUUUGUAAAUUACUUUUCUAAAAUUUGCUUUUGUAUUUACUUUUCAACUUUUAAAGAUACUUACUUACCAAAUAUCUCAAUUAUCUUGGAGUUUACUUUGUAAAUUGCUUUUGAAUUUGCAACUUCGUGAAUUGUUUUUGUAAAAUUUACUUUUUCACCUUGUUUUUUUCCAAAAUUUUAAUUUGGAACUUCGAAAUACAAUUGAUUGAUAUGAAAACUAUCUUUACAUCUUAUUCUGUAAAUUGCUUUUGAAUCUGCAACUUUUGUUUAUCGCCUUUGUAAAAUUUUCUUUUUAACUUUGGAAAUUGCUUUUGCAUAAUUUACUCUGCAACUAACUGAAUUGUGAAAGGUUCCGUCAGGAAUGCUUAUUAGUCAAAUUAAAAAAAAUAUGUCAAAUAUUAAAAAUAUACAUGUAUAGUAAAGAAUAAAUUAUUAAAAUGCUACGUAAUACUGAAAUAGAAAUGGGAGUUUGCGCUAUUACUUUCGAAACUAUAGGGUUCUUAAUCAUGAGCUGUUACAUAUAAAAACGACUGAAAUCAUUUGAUUGUUGUCGAAGUAUGCCGGAACGUUUUCUAACUAAUAACACGAGGUCCUUAGAGGUGUCUUUAUUCUAAGAUUAAAUAAAGUACUACAUUUUUUAGAUGCAGUUAUGUAUAUAGUUAGUUUAGAUUUUGAAUAUUAUUAUAAAAUUUGAACUUUAGGAUUAGGAAGAUAUUAGGUAGGUGGCUUUGCAUGUAUUAGAUACGUUGGUUAAACUGAAGGAGUGUCAGCAAAAUCAUAUUAUUAAAUUAUCAUCUACAUGUGAGUGGUUACUAGGCACCUAGAGCACGGUUAUUUGAUGGAAUUCUAAAUUAAAAAAAAAAAACUUUAUUUCCAUCAGUGGCAUGCACUUUGUAUAUGUAUAAACGCAAUGCAUACCCUGAGAAUUCAUGUAUUGGAUAUAUGUACUUGUAUUGGAGGAGGAAUUUUCAAUUUUGUACAAUUUUUAGCUACAGUGCAUACCCCGGUUAAAAACCUUGGGCACGCCACUGGUCCCUCUGUUUCACUGUGAUACUGUAUGUAAUUAAUUAAUCAACAAUUUCUGUUGUGUAGACGUUCUCCUAAGUCACACAUUUAAGUAUGUAAUUUUGGUAUGUUUACCUAUUAUAAACGCUGUAUUAUGUAUACAAUUUACUUUUUCAAUUAUUGUCUUGCAAAAUUUACUUUGUAUCUUUGUACAUUGUCUUUGAAAACUUGAAAAUGGUCAUUGCAAACUUGUAAAUUGUCUUUGCGAACUUGUAAAUUGUCUUUGCAAACUUGUAAAUCAUAUUUGCAACUUACUCUGUAAAUUGCUUUUGGAUUUGCUACUUUGUAAAUUGUGUUAGCAAAAUAUACUUUGCAAUUUUGUAAAUUGUCUACACAAAAUUCAUUCUGUAACUUACUUUGUACAUUGCUGUUCCGCAAUUUGCUUUGCAAUUUUGAAAGACAAUUUACGAGUAUUUGUUGAACUUUGUGUAAUGUUUUUGAAUUUGUCUAAUGUUUUUAAAUUGCUUUUGAAAAAUUCAUUUUGUAAAUAAUUAUGUUAUAAACUUAGUGUUCCGACAUUCUAGAAUAGAAAUAUGAUUAAGGAUUUAGAAAUAAAUAUAAUUUAGGUGCCAAUUGACUGUUUUUGUGUUUUUUUUUAUUUUUUGGUUUGUCUAAUGGUAGGCAUCGGUUGUGGCUAGUUACUACCUCAGCAAAUACGUACCGAUUUAGCGUACCGGUACGACACGUAGAAACUGGCAGAGAUAGAAUAAAGUUUACAUCUUUCAAGUUUGCUCGCUUCUAUCUUAGACUGCAUCAUCACUUACCAUCAAGUGAUUGUAGUCAAGGGCUAACUUGUAAAGAAUAAAAAAAAAAAAAAAGUGUGUCUCAGCCGACGCACGAACGGAGUUUACUCUUUCAGAUCGACUGUCUAAAUAGUGUAUGUUGUGCAGCAUACACUAUGUACGUCUUAAUACGCCUGAAAAGUGAAAGGUGCGCAACCGAGGUGCAGCACUCCGCGUCAGGCAGAGCACGGUGAUAGGUGCGCAGAAUAGGUUACGCACAAAAAACGUAACGCUGUCAUUUGUUCAUCGAAUUUUACUGCUCAUAUUUUUUCAUACCAGAGGCUAUAUAUGAAUAAUCGAUUAUUAAGGAGUAAACUCCAAACAAUCUUUAUAAUAUCAGUCCAGUGCCUCAUUGCUAAUCCGUGGUUAGGUGGUUCUGCUACGGUAAUGAGGUUCAGGGUUCGAGUCCCGUCAGGUCGGGUCGACAAAAAAAAGUGAUGAUUUCGGAAUGUUUUAAGGGUCGAGACACUAAACCAUUUAAGACGUAUACGUAUUUUUUUAAAUAUUUUCCUUCAGCACCUAAUAUACGUAAGGUUGAUUCUUAUUUCAUCAUCAUCAUUAUCAACCCAUCGGCUCACUGCUGAGCUCGAGUCUCCUCUCAGAAUGAGAGAGGUUAGGCCAAUAGUCCACCACGCUGGCCCAAUGCGGAAUUGGAGGCAGAGGUUAUAUCAGGCUAUAACGGUUCUUUUAGCUAUAUAAUUAUAGUUAAAAAGUUGAAUGUUUUAUUAUAAGUGAGUGUAUUUCAAUAAAAAUAUUGAC